Messenger RNA from Paramuricea clavata, 1470 nucleotides. The record is from the annotation of a GenBank genome assembly. Lineage: Eukaryota; Metazoa; Cnidaria; Anthozoa; Malacalcyonacea; Plexauridae.
AUGCCAACAAGUACUUCUCUAUUUAUCUCAGCUAGUAUUAAGAGUGACCUGCUUAAAGGAAAUCAAGUUACAAGAUUUGUUAUAGUUUUGUUAGAUCUCAGCAGAAUAACAAUCAAAAAGUUUUUUAAAAAAAAUGUUUCAUUUGGUGUAUAUGUAACAAUUUAUUACUGGACAAUUUAUGUUUUAUUAUUUAUAGAUGAAGAAAUGAUUUAUGAUAAAAAUGCCAAACCAUCUCUUUCAAGUUUGUUGAGGAGUUUAGUACCUGGUGAUGGAACAAAUUUAAAGCGUAUUUCAGUAUCUAGGGAAAAUAUUCUGGAAGAUAGUAUAAUUCACUUCAAGAAACAUGAUUACAAUUGUUCUUAUCAAGUCCGAGUACGUUUUGAGGGCGAGCCUGCAAUUGACGCUGGAGGACCCAGAAGGGAGUAUUUUACCAUGUUACUGAAAAGUCUUGUAUCAUGUAAAAGUUCUAUCAGGCUUUUUGAAGGAAAAGAAGGCAGGUUACUUCCGAUGAAAAACACUGAUGCCUUACGCGGGCAGCUCUUCAAGAUUGCAGGAAGAAUGAUUAGUACCUCUAUUGUCAAUGGUGGACCCGGUUUUCCAUGUCUAUCGCCCCCUGUUUAUGAAUACCUUGUGAAAGGAUUCACAGAGGAAUUAGUAUCAAUUAUUAACAAAGAUGUCAUAUUUGACAUUGAUGCAUCUCAAGCAAUUGAUAAGGUAAUAUAAAUUCUUAUUUUCUGCACUGAAAUUUCAUAGAUUUAAAGUGAUAAUAAAAAAAAAUCAUUAAAAAAAUUUAAAGAUUGCUUACAUGAGUUUUGUUUGGAUAGUGUUUAGUAGAAUAAUACCUACGAUACAGUUAAACUAUUUUAAAGUUUUUCUAUGUAACUCUUUAUUGUAUUCCUUUUAUUUCUCUGAAUGUGUAUUUAUAAAUAUAAAGUCUGCCAUGCAUAUAACAACCGGUUCACAUGCAAACUGUUCCCAUCUUCGCAAAGUCACGUGUCCACCGCCGGACACUAUACUCUCAGCAUGCCUCCAUGGUGUGUAUCCACACUCAAGAGUAACAUCAGAAACAUCAUAUUCACCUGAGUGCAUAUCCUUUCCUCUCUUUUUAAAAACAGAUUGACCAUGCAAAUGCUGAAACAAUAAAUUCAAUUGCCAUUGAAACUCAGCACCUCUUGGUAGAAGCUGGGUUCCCUCAUACCCUAACUAUUGAGAAUAAAAUGCAGGCUAUAGCCUGCAUGUAUCUUCAUCAUGUAAUAACAGUCCGAAAAAGUGAAAUUGACCAGCUGGCAACUGGACUGGGGCAACUACUUACACUGGCAAGGAAAUAUCCAGAUCUGCUUAGUCCUCUAUUUGUUCACAGUGAUGAUGGUGCGGACACAAUGACACCUGAUGCAUUCAUGGCCAUUGUAAAAAUAGAUGGUGUUAGUCCUAGGGUUGUAGAUUACUUCACACAGUAUGUGCAUGAUGAAG